Molecule: messenger RNA, 1760 nt
Organism: Choloepus didactylus (southern two-toed sloth)
Lineage: Eukaryota; Metazoa; Chordata; Mammalia; Pilosa; Megalonychidae
Gene: UTP3
Product: UTP3 small subunit processome component
Exons: 1
Coding region: 267-1712 (481 amino acids)
Biological process (GO): maturation of SSU-rRNA from tricistronic rRNA transcript (SSU-rRNA, 5.8S rRNA, LSU-rRNA)
Cellular component (GO): small-subunit processome; nucleolus
Source: RefSeq, a predicted model, not a curated record
UUAAAGGGCAUAGCGAAAAGGGAGGCGCCAUUAACGUAACUAGUCCUAUGAGACCGAACGGAAGUCCUUGUGCACAGGCCAGAGAGUAUUUUGGGAGCCGGAAAGAGACGGAAACCUUCUAGCCGAGCCGACAGCCGAAAACUCACGUGGCUGGCGAGCGCCCUGCUGUUUAAAGCGGAGGGUUCUGGAGCGCGCGGUGUGAGCGUCAGGGUUAGAGGUAUCCGAAACCCCUGCGUUGGUGUAGAACCUGAGACCGCGUGUGAGCCAUGGUGGGGAGAUCCCGGCGCCGCGGAGCGGCCAAAUGGGCAGCAGUGCGAGCCAAAGCAGGACGCGCCCCGGCGGACGAAAAUGAAGAUGAUUUAGAAUUGCCGCCUUCGCCAGGAGACUCCAGCUACUACCAAGAUCAGGUAGAUGAUUUCCAUGAGGCACGGUCACGGGCCACGUUGGCUAAAGGCUGGAGCGAAGUAGAGAGUGGGGACGAGGAGAAUGGUGAUGAGGAGGAGGAGGUGCUAGGCCUAGACAUUGCCGAUGAGGAUGAGGAGGAUGAGGAGGAUGAUGAAGAUGGAGCUAGUGCAGGGGAUGAAGGUAGCGAUGGUGAUGAUGAUGGUGGUGGGAGCUCCGUGCAGAGCGAGACUGAGGCCUCUGUGGAUCCCAGUUUGUCAUGGGGUCAGAGGAAAAAACUUUACUAUGACACGGACUAUGGUUCCAAGUCCCGAGGCCGACGGAGUCAACAAGAGGUAGAGGAGGAGGAAAGAGAGGAGGAAGAGGAGGCACAGCUCAUCCAGCAGCGCUUAGCGCAAGCCCUGCAAGAGGAUGAUUUUGGGGUCAGCUGGGUAGAGGCCUUUGCAAAACCGGCGCCUCGGGUGGAUGAGGCCGAGACACGGGUCGUGAAAGAUUUGGCGAAAGUUUCAGUGAAGGAGAAGCUGAAGAUGCUGCGGAAGGAAUCACCGGAGCUCUUGGAGUUGAUAGACGACCUGAAAGUCAGGUUGACAGAGGUGAAGGACGAGCUGGAGCCGUUGCUACAGUUGGCAGAGCAGGGGAUUAUUCCACCCGGAAAAGGGAGCCAAUACCUGAGGACCAAGUACAAUUUGUACUUGAACUACUGCUCCAACAUUACCUUUUAUUUGAUCCUGAAAGCUAGGAGAGUCCCUGCUCAUGGACAUCCUGUCAUAGAAAGGCUUGUUACCUACAGAAAUUUGAUCAACAAGCUAUCAAUUGUGGAUCAGAAACUGUCCUCUGAGAUUCGUUAUCUGCUCACACUUAAGGAUGGUGCUGGGAAGAAAGAACUGAAUCCAAAACCAAAAUCUACCAAGGCCAAGCCAAAGUCUGCUUUACAGACUUCUGCUGUCUCUGCUGUUACAGAGCUUUCUGAUGAUUCUGAUUUUGAUGAAGCAACUGCGCUGGAAUAUUAUAAAGAAGUAGAAGACAGGCAAAAGUUAAAGAGAAAGAAAGAAGAAAGCACUGAAGAACAAGCUCGUGAAGAUCAAAAUGCAAAGAGAGCCAUUACCUAUCAGAUUGCUAAAAAUAAAGGACUUACACCUAGGAGAAAGAAAAUCGAUCGCAAUCCCAGAGUGAAACACCGGGAGAAGUUCAGAAGAGCUAAAAUUCGCAGAAGAGGCCAGGUUCGUGAAGUUCGUAGAGAAGAACAGCGUUAUAGUGGUGAAUUAUCUGGCAUUCGAGCAGGAAUUAAAAAGAGCAUUAAGCUUAAGUAGUUUUUGCUUAGCUUAAGUGUUUUGGAUCAAUAAAUAUUUUAAAAUAAG